UUUCAGCGGUCUUCGGGGCAAGGCGGGACAUGAGGACAACGGCGCCGAACCGUGUCUGGCGUUUCCUGGAGAGCGGAACGCUUGUGAAGCUAGCAAUGCGGAAAGAAGACGUUGUCUCACUUUGUCCCAGAUACUUGGCACCUUUGUCCGUACUGAUUGGGCAGCCUACGACUGUCAGUCUUAGUCUUUGCCACAACACGCUUAUCACGCAUCACGUCGGCGUUUGACGAGUAACUUUAGCCUCUACUGCGAAGCGGUGCUCUCCUGACGUUGCGCUACGGCUAGAGCGAUCUGAGAUUGAACACUUGCUCGCUGAUGCGGAAAGACUUGCUGACACCAAUGUCUUCACGUCAAAUUGCCAGGCAAAAAUGGGCGGGAUCAGUAUCACCGGCCGGAGGAGCUCAAACAGACGACGACAGGCCGAGGGGCGGAGAAGCGAGGACAUUGUAUAACGGUGCUGGAUCGAUCAUCUCACCGUCUUUUCACCGACGUCUUUUGCACAAAUCUGCUUUUUUUUUUUUUGGCAUAAGCUCUGUGCAGUAUACGUAUCCGUCAUCCUCUUUCUUUCUCCCCUGUUCGAACUUGGUGAUGGUUUGCCGAAGUAGGUACUUCUCCCGGCGGCUCUCAAACGCCAUACUGGAUCAGGCUGCGCCUCGAGAUGUCGAUGUAAUCUGCUCGUCAGACAUCUACCCGUUGUUCCACUCUGACGAUUCGACGAACCCUCCCCCGGAGAUGAUAUUCGGCAAGGAAGACAUACGGAGCACCAUGUGGACUGGAUGGGUUCCGAGUGUAACCACUUCUAUUUUAGUGUCUCCUUGCAAGGAGGAAGAACCCGACGCUGUGGAUGAAGUUCAAAGUAUUCGCGGAGAGCGACCAACUGCGGAGCACGAUCAAUCGGCUCGCCAUAGCUCAAGCUUCCGUAGGAAAGUUGGACAACAGAUGCCCACCAUACGGUACCGAGCCGGCAUGGAAAGUUACCUUCUGGAACGUGGGAAACGAGGAAGGACGCAGUUGCCUAGUCUAGUAUCGAAGACGCCGGCGGUUCGAAGGCGUGACGCCAGCAAACACCAUGCAACAUCCGCGCAGCACACAGAAAUGCCAAGCGACUGAAAUGGCGUGCAGGAAGACUUCCACAACGACUAGAGGAGUCAUGGCCGUGCAUGGCUCCAACAUGCACAUGGGAGAUGAAGCUGUUGUUUUCCUCUUCCCUUUCACGAUAUGCACGAGAAAGGGGUUCGGUAUCCCUCAAAACCUUGACUCCGGACAGCGGACACCGGAAGAGAGACAUGACUACAAACGGCCUCUUGCGGUAACAUCGCCGCAGAAACCCCCCAAGAAUCGAUUU
Messenger RNA from Colletotrichum acutatum, 1345 nucleotides. RefSeq lists its product as uncharacterized. Lineage: Eukaryota; Fungi; Ascomycota; Sordariomycetes; Glomerellales; Glomerellaceae. The record is from RefSeq and is a predicted model, not a curated record. Bases 316 to 1110 code for a protein of 264 amino acids. The transcript has a single exon.